UAUUUGGUUUGGCUGAAGGAACUGGUAAAAUGUGUACUUGUCGGAGACAACGCUGUUGGAAAAACAAGAUUAAUAUGUGCACGAGCUUGCAAUCAGAAGGUUUCUCUGUCACAGCUUCUAAAUACUCAUGUACCAACAGUCUGGGCCAUAGACCAGUACAGAAUAUACAAGGAGGUCCUGGAGAACAGCUGGGUGACAGUGGACGGGGUAGAGGUGUCCCUUCGACUCUGGGACACAUUCGGGGACCAUCACAAGGACAGAAGAUUCGCGUAUGGACGAUCUGAUGUUGUUCUGAUGUGCUUUGACGUGGGUAGAAUAUCCUCCCUCGAAAACUGCAGAACAAUGUGGUAUCCACAGAUCCGGAGGUUUUGUCCCAAUACACCAAUACUUUUAGUCGGAUGCAAGAACGAUACUAGGUUUAUUUACAAGGACGACCAGUACCUGGCGUACUGCAAAGAAAGAUCCCCGUUAGUUAGGCAAGUUCGAGAGAAAGAUUUAGUAAUGCCAGAUCAAGGGCGCGCUGUUGCUAAGGAGUUGGGCAUGCCCUACUUCGAGACCAGUGUCCUUACCUUCUUUGGCAUCAACGAGGUCUUCGAGAAUGCCAUCAGAGCAGCACUCAUGGCGAGACGCACACAACGAUUCUGGAUGACCAAUUUGAAGAGAGUAAUGAGUCCAGCUUUACAGGAACCUUUUUGUCCUCCUAAACCUGCUCUUCCUGGUGUAGUCAUUCAUCAUUCAACAUUUCCCCAGGACCUUCUUCAUCUAUUCCAGGUAAAUGAAUAUCUAGUAUCCCGUCUGUUCUACCGAUUGCUACACCUGGAUUUAAGUUCUGAUCUUGUGACCAGAAGUUCUAGUGAAACCAGCCUGGUGAGUAGCACCUAUGGUUCAAGUACUCUACUGCCUGAUUUCUACGAUGAUACAGAUUGUUUGAUCAAAUCAGAAACCUCAACACCAUGCCACAGUAUAAGAUCCAGUGUACCCCGGGGGGUUGAACAGCAGCAAGCUAAAUAUCUUCACCCAAAAUACUUUCCAAGGCGAUCGUCUUUCAGUGGUUUGUCCAAAGAGGAUUUAUCUCCACGAUGUGGAGUAUCCAAACAAUUAAACCAUCCAACCUUCUCCAGUCUUCAGAUUCAACAGUGUGAUACAUUAAACCAGGAUGGGAAGGUGGUUAGCUCAGUACAGACUGUAAUCACCUGCACUAAACUGGUCACUCCACAGAUUAUGAAUCAGAUUCUCAGGUUUCUGUAUACUGGCGAACUUGAGACUUCACAUGUUAAUAUUGGUGUAAUGCGCCAGAUAUCUGAGUAUAUGGAACUAGUAGACUUGACUCAGUACCUCACAAAUAUAAUUAACAAAGAUGAUUUUCUAAAUGAUGAUCUCACGACCAAAGUACUCCAGAGCAUAGGAGAGCAGCUUGGAGAAAUAGGAUUAGAGCAAGGUAGCUUCUCUGAUGUUCUUUUUAAACUAGAAGAUGGAACUCAAGCAGCACACAAACCCUUACUUAUGUCCAGGUGUGAUAUGAUGCAAGCUAUGUUUACGGAUGAUUUUAUUGAAAGCUCUGCAAAAGUUGUAAAAUUUCCCGGUGUUACCAGAUUUGCGUUUAAAGAGUUGUUAUACUACCUGUACACUGACCGUUCUCCACGGGUCUCACCAUCCAACUGUCUCGGUGUGAUGGAACUAGCAAACAGGCUGGUGUUGCCCCGGUUGAUGAACCUGCUGGAGAGAAGAGUGAUCAGUGAGAUGGAGAUGAUGUACGACCAAGGAGAAGAUGUUUGUGAAGAUGCUCUCCGUAUCCUAGAACCAUGUCAGAUUCACAAUGCAGAUCAGCUGUUGGAAUGGUGUCUUUCCUUCUUAGCUCAAAACUACAACAGUAUAUGCAGAAAGUUCCCGAAGGUCCUCCGAAGCCUCCACCCUGAGAACCAGGCAAACCUCAACGUCAACCGUUGGCCUCCGAUUUGGUAUCUCAAAGAUUACGACCUGUACCAGCGAAUGAAAAUGGAGCGUGAAAGACUUGAAAGGCCGAAAGCUCUAAAAAGACCAAGGUAUCGGAGGUUUUUGAACAACAAGAACAACUCUGGAUGUUUGUGUUUCUCGAGCAAGUCCAGGCGAGACUAAUUUUGCAGUUUUUGUCCAAAAAAUAUUUCUUAGUUUUCUAAUAUGUUUUAUGCAUAAUCUGAUGUCACAAAAUCCUAUAUUUUUAUUAUUUUUUUCUUCAAAACUAGAAGAGGACAUUAAAGAUUGUAUUUAGUUAUUUUAUGCUGUAUUGUGAAUGUUGUGUCAAUUUGUAAUUUUCAAUUCUGAUUCUUAACAUUUAAAAUCUAAUCAUCUAAAUAUUAAGUAUCUCUAAAUAUUGAUUAUCUCUAGAAUUGUAUAUUGUAACUUUAGAGUAAUUUGACUAUUUUUCAAAAAAACAAAUAAGUUUUUUUUAAACUUCUGAUUUUAUUACAAGACAAUAUUUUUAUUAAAAACCAAUGCUAACAUUGUGAAUUCAGCAAAUUAUGUGAUUUUACUGCAUUUUGGGUCGAUCUUACAAUUUUAAUUUUAAAACUAAAUUUGUAUUUGACAGAGGUAGAGAGAGACCAAACCAAAGUCAAAAGGCUCAAAAAACCUGUAUUAUUAAAAUUGAACCAAAUUGAGCGAAUUGAUCAACUUUUUUAAUUUUUGUCUCGUAAUCUUCCAAAAAUGAUUUUUUAAAAUAUUUCCUUGAAAGUUUAAGAAUGUCUUUGUAAGUUUUUGUUUCGUGAAUAAAUGUAACCUUGUCGUGA
Eurytemora carolleeae is the source of this 2765-nucleotide messenger RNA. It is a transcript of the gene RhoBTB, whose product is annotated as rho-related BTB domain-containing protein 2. The record is from RefSeq and is a predicted model, not a curated record. NCBI's taxonomy places the organism in Eukaryota, Metazoa, Arthropoda, Copepoda, Calanoida, Temoridae. Gene Ontology annotation, molecular function: GTPase activity; GTP binding; protein binding. The annotation marks the transcript as partial. Gene Ontology annotation, biological process: small GTPase-mediated signal transduction. The transcript is spliced from 24 exons.